Camelina sativa (false flax) is the source of this 1080-nucleotide messenger RNA. The record is from RefSeq and is a predicted model, not a curated record. Lineage: Eukaryota; Viridiplantae; Streptophyta; Magnoliopsida; Brassicales; Brassicaceae.
UAGAGUGAGAAACAAACAAAAAUUGUUUACAUGUAUAAAUACAGAUAUGGUGAAGAAGAGAGAGAGAGAGACAACAGAAGAGAUAGAUCUUGAGCUAACUAAAUCCAUGGCGGCGACGAUAGCUGCAUUUUCCGGUGGUCUGAAAAUGAAGGCUGGAGUUCUUGCCGUCCAAAUCUCAUCGCUUCCUCUCCGCCGUCCAAAUCUCAUCGCUUCCUUUUCAUCGAAGAAAGUAGCGGCAAUCUCCUCAUCUGUUCGAGUCUCCGGCGUUUAUCACCAGCGUAGUCAAAGCUCUUGGUCUCGACUUGCUACUUUCUGCACGGUAGCUCCCGACGCCGGCACGACGGUUUCAUCGGAUGAAUCGGAGAAGAAGAGCGAGUCUCAGAAGGAGGAGGAGAGUGUGAAAGAGACGGCGAAUCUGUUAGAUAUCAAAGUAGGACGAAUUGUGAAAGCUUGGCAACACGAGGAAGCGGAUUCUCUGUAUGUUGAAGAAGUCGACGUCGGUGAAGCUGAGCCCAGAAUCAUCUGUAGUGGUCUCGUCAAAUACGUUCCUCUCGAUCUCCUUCAGGGUGCAUCAGUAGUGGUGCUGGCUAAUUUGAAGCCGAGGAAUAUGAGAGGGGUUAAGUCAUGUGGUAUGCUUUUAGCUGCGUCUGACUCUGCUCAUGAGAAUGUUGAGCUUCUUGUUCCACCUGAAGGCUCUGUUCCUGGAGAUAGAGUGUGGUUUGGUAACGAAGACGAUCUCGAGCAGCUUCCUGAACCUGCACCUCCUAAUAAGGUUCAAAAGAAGAAGAUGUGGGAAUCGGUGCAACCGCUUUUGAAGACUGAUGCGUCUGGUGUUUCGAUGCUUAAGGACGAGCAUUUGAUGAUGCGAACAUCUUCUGGUCUUGUUACUUCAAAAUCUUUAAGAAAUGCCAACAUUUCUUGAUUUUAUUUUUAAGCUAUAUUAAGAUGUUUUUUUUUGACAAAGAAGAGAAAGAACAAGCCGCCAAGGCAAUUUUUUUCAUUGCAAAUCAAACUGUUGUUUUUUUUUUUGUUGAAUCAUCAAAAUAAGGUUAUAACUUUAAAAGGUACAAAACAAAUCCC